CAGGUUUGAUCUCAGCCGUCAUCAAGUCGCCAUGGCUGCUCUCUCGUUCCUUUCACUCUUCUCGAUCGUCUUGCUCACUCUGACCCUGUGUAUGCGCCCUCAGAGAACUCAGGUUUCUCUGUCAAUUCGACCACUCGCCGCCGCCAAAACCUGGCGGAUGCGCUACUCGCCACGACUCAACUUUCGCCCACGCCCCGCACGCAAUGCUUGCUCCCAAACACCCGUGCUGCCAAGGCGUGAAAUGCGCUCUGCGCUCUGCGCACCCUCAAGCAUGUCGUAGCUCAAGUUGCUAGUGUGACUCCCAACUCAGGCUCCGGGCCUAACGAUUCCCAAUUCUGUCGACAAAGCUGCAAUCGGAUGGUUCCGGCAGUAUGCGCAUAGAGGAAGUCGUUGACCAGGAACCGUAGCACCGGUGAGUGGCCACAUCUAUGAUCCAUACCUCUUCCCAUACGUGUCCCGCAUCU
Rhodofomes roseus is the source of this 464-nucleotide messenger RNA. RefSeq lists its product as uncharacterized. NCBI's taxonomy places the organism in Eukaryota, Fungi, Basidiomycota, Agaricomycetes, Polyporales, Fomitopsidaceae. Bases 32 to 280 code for a protein of 82 amino acids. The transcript is spliced from 3 exons. The record is from RefSeq and is a predicted model, not a curated record.